AUGGCUGAAGCCAAGCUCCAAAAGCUCAAGGUCACCGAGCUCAAGGACCUUCUCGUCAAGCACCGUUUGCCCCAGACCGGAAAGAAGGAUGACCUCGUGAAGCGUCUUCUGGACGCCGGUGUCACCGGCGACGACGAGCUUGUUGACAUCCCUGAUGAUGAGCCGCCUGUGGCCGCCCCAGUCGUCGAUGCUGCUCCUGGUGCCGCACCUGUGGCAGAAGCUCCAGCAAGUGUUCCCGUCGCUGCUCCUGUUGUCGCUGCGCCGGCCCCUACUGAGUCUGCCGCCGCGCCUGCCGACCCUACCGAGCCCGCACCAGAGGCCGAUGUCGAGAUCGAGCUCACUGAGGAGCAAAAGAAACAGAAGGCGCGUGCCGAGCGCUUCGGUAUGCCUUGGAACCCUCCCAAGGCCAAGCCAGCCAAGGCCGCUGCUGCCCCCGUUGCUUCCACCCCGGCCGCGCCCGCUGCUGCCCCUGCCGACAAGGCCAAGAAGGAGAAGCCCAGUGCCAUCGACCGCACCGCACCCCUUGGCGAGAGCGACGAGAUUCUUGCUCGCCGCGCGGCCAAGUUUGGCCUGCCUGAGAAAAAGGCGCCUGCUGCCCCAGUUGAGAAGGUGGUGGCCGCCGCCAAGGUUGAAGAGAAGAAGGAGGAGCUCACUCCUGAAAAGGCCGCCGAGCUGGCCGCUGAGGAGGAGAAGAAGAGGAAACGCGCAGAGAAGUUUGGCAUCAAGCCCGCAGAGAACGGCGAUGCUCCCAAGGCCAAGGUCUAG
Messenger RNA from Apiotrichum porosum, 765 nucleotides. RefSeq lists its product as uncharacterized. The transcript has 6 exons. The coding region runs from base 1 to 765 and encodes 254 amino acids. Lineage: Eukaryota; Fungi; Basidiomycota; Tremellomycetes; Trichosporonales; Trichosporonaceae. Gene Ontology annotation, biological process: poly(A)+ mRNA export from nucleus. The record is from RefSeq and is a predicted model, not a curated record. Gene Ontology annotation, cellular component: nucleus.